This is a messenger RNA of Thyridium curvatum, 1626 nucleotides long. RefSeq lists its product as uncharacterized. NCBI's taxonomy places the organism in Eukaryota, Fungi, Ascomycota, Sordariomycetes, Thyridiales, Thyridiaceae. Gene Ontology annotation, biological process: sterol biosynthetic process. The transcript has a single exon. Gene Ontology annotation, cellular component: endoplasmic reticulum. Bases 1 to 1626 code for a protein of 541 amino acids. The record is from RefSeq and is a predicted model, not a curated record.
AUGUCCUCCGACGACAGCCCGCCGAUCAUUCGGCCGAUCCCCCGCCGUCCGUUCGACCUGAACGUCGCCGGCCCUACCCCUCCUCCCGAAGAAGACGACGACGCCUCCGCGCCGCCCAGCCCCAACCCCAACGACAUCCGCCUGCUCCGAGCCACCUUCCUCGACCCCAACCGGCCCCGCGACGCCUCCUCCGGCAGCCUCGCCGGUGCCGACCAGCAGGGCGGCGGCGGCGGCGGCAGCGGCUCCCUCAGCCGCGCCCAGUCCAUCAUGAACCUGACGGCCUCGACCCUCUUCGGCAUCUACAGCCCCACGACGCUGUCGACGGCGGGCCACGGCUCGAGCGGGUACUACAGCACCGGCACUGGCACCGGCACCGGGGCUGGCGGCGCCGACCGCUCCGAGCCGGGCACGCCCUGGGGCACCGGCGCCGAAUCCCCCCUCAAGCGCACCGCCGGCGUCGACGCGCCGACGUUCGCGCUCAUGAAGGGCCGGAGCAAGCUCCUCCUGCGGCGCCGGUCGACGCAGAGCAACGGCGCCGCCAGGAUGCCCCUCGAGGGGAGGGGCCGCGCGCCGGGGGUCGCGGGGUGGCGGCUCGCGCUGUCGCUGGCGGCGCGGGCGGCGCUGCUGUUCGGCCUCGGGACGGGGUACGGCCUCUUCGUGUCGCGGCUGCACGACCGGCACAAGCUGACGGGCCUGGGUGGCGGCGGCGGCAGCGGUGCCUCCGAGAGCGGCGGCGGCAGCAGCAUCGCGAACCCCGGGCUCGAGUGGAAGUACCUGCUGUUCUGGGGCGUCGCGGGCGUGGUGCUCGGCGCGCUGCUGCCGUGGUUCGACACGGUCUGGGACGAGAUGUUUGGCAAGGGCAGCCGGGCGAGGGCGCGAGCGGCGCGGGCGCGGGAGGCGGCGGUUGUGGGCGGUGGUGAUGGUGCCGACGAUGAGGACGAAGAGGAUGAUGAUGAUGAUGAGGAGGAGGAGGAGGAAGAGGAGGACAAAGGCACGAGCCCCAGCACGGACUGGGCGCUCGUCAUCCGCGGCAUUGGCGCUUUUGCCGGCAUUGUCUUUGCCAUUGUACGUACGACUGCUGACUUUUUUGCAAAAACAAAAGCACAGUCAGUCCCAAACCACCUUGCAGACUAUAUGUUUACUAACAACCCCCGGCUUUUCACACAGCGCAAACUGCCCUGGGCGUCGACGAUGCAGGUCUCCCUGACGCUCGCCCUCGUCAACCCCUUCCUGUGGUACCUGAUCGACCGGUCCAAGUCCGGGUUCAUGCUCGCCGCCACCGUCGGCCUGACGGGCUCGUCCCUCCUGCUGGGCCUCAACCCGGCCAUGAUGCCCACGCCGGCGGCGGCGGGGGCCGGGGCCGCGUACUACGACGACGACGCCGCCGCCGCCGCCGCCGCCAUGGGCCUCCGCUCCAACGGCUCGCGCGGCGGCGGCGGCGGCGGCGCGGCGGCUUCCGAGACGGGGGCCGGCGGGCUGGCGCGGCACCACCACGAGACGAUCGAGGCGGGGAUCUGGAUGCUCAGCGUGCUGUUCUGCAGCUGCGUGUGCUUUGGCAACAUUGGGCGGCGCCUCGCGCUCGACGGGUCCGCGGCGGCGAGGGGCCGGUGGGGAGGCGUUCGGUAG